AUCGAUUAUUCGCUUCCGUUUCGUGUCGCUAUCAUCACUCUUAGAACAACAACAACAAAACCAGAAUCGCAACAAACACAUUGCCUUCUCGUCCUACUUGAAAAAGAGUGUACAGGGCCAUGCUGGAGUUUCACCCGGUGGUGCUGGCCGCAGGCCGAGGGACACGCAUGACUGACCUCGUCUCUCACAAGCCCAAGGCCUUGCUACCGAUAGGGAACAGGCCCAUGCUGUGGUACCCCAUCAACACACUGCAGAAGGCAGGCUUCGAAGAGGCUAUAGUGGUGGUGCUCAGCUCCUAUGUUACGGAGACCCAGAAGCUGCUGGAGAUGUGUGGGGUAACCAUGAAGCUGGACAUUGUGGGCAUCCCAGACCAGGACUACAUGGGCACUGCAGACACCCUGAGAUACAUCAAGGAUAGAAUCAAGCGUGACGUGCUGGUCGUUAGCUGUGACCUGGUGAUGGAGGUCAGCCUGCACCAUGUGGCCAACAUCUUCCGUACGUACGACGCCACUGUCACCAUGCUUUUGUGUUCACCAUCAGACCAGCCAGCAGAUGUAGCCAUCCCUGGACCCAAGUUUAAAAAACAGUCUGAGCGAGACUUCAUUGGGUUUACGCAGGGCAGCAAUCGUGUUCUGUUCAUGACCUCAGAGGCUGAUCUUGCGGACAUGAAUGAUGACAAAAUCAAGUUUAAAAAAUCACUCUUCAGAAAACACCCGAACAUGAAUGUGCGCUCCAACCUGACAGACUGCCAUCUGUACGUGAUGAAGAAGUGGGUGAUCAACUAUCUUGCAGAGAACAGGCAGAUUUCUUCAAUUAAAGGAGAACUAAUCCCACAUCUAGUCCGUAAACAGUUCUCCAAACAAAGAAAAGCAGAGAUACCAAAUGCUGACGAAUCGGUGAUAUCAGAAAAAGAUAAAUCAGAUAUAUUCAGCCACAUCCCGGUGUCGAGCAUGACAGACAUUCUGGACAAGACAACAUGGAUUGACCACACCGGGGAUAUGGAAGACUGUUUCCAUGGGGACCAUAUACGUUGCUAUGCACACAUAGUUACAGGAGGAUUAUGUGUUCGAACUAAUACUGUUGCCUCAUACUGUGAAACAAACAAACAGAUUCACCGAUACCUGUCGAGCCUACAGAAAGAUGCUCAGAAUAUUGAACCCACUGCGGUACUUAAAGGAAAGCCUCAGAUUGGAAGUGACUGCCUGGUGGGGAACAGUUCUACCAUUGCAGAAAAAGUGUCCAUCAAGCGGUCAGUGAUUGGUCAACACUGCGUCAUCGGAGAGAAGGUCAAGAUCAGUAACUCUGUGCUGCAGGACCACGUGCGCAUAGCAGACGGGUGCAAUAUCCAGGGUUGCAUCAUCAGUAGUGAUGCUAGCGUGGGAGAGAAGUCUGACCUCAAGGACUGCAUAGUGGGUCCUGCACAGAGCCUGCCAGCUAAUAGUAAAUACACAAAUGAAUCAUUGGUAGCUGCAGAAGAAAUGCUGGAAAUCUGAAUCUCAACAACAACUGUGUGUUUUCAAGGAGCAUGUACGUUGCAGGGUUGUUGUGAACUGUAGAUUGCAGAUCAUAAAUAAAACUGUGUUAACAUGUGCCAUGUUUCAAUUCAUUUAAAAAAAUUAACAGUCAUCAACAGGCUGUGUACUUGGACUGUUGAUCAAAAAGUG
Dreissena polymorpha is the source of this 1664-nucleotide messenger RNA. Its product is annotated as translation initiation factor eIF-2B subunit gamma-like. Gene Ontology annotation, molecular function: guanyl-nucleotide exchange factor activity; translation initiation factor activity. NCBI's taxonomy places the organism in Eukaryota, Metazoa, Mollusca, Bivalvia, Myida, Dreissenidae. Bases 120 to 1493 code for a protein of 457 amino acids. The record is from RefSeq and is a predicted model, not a curated record. Gene Ontology annotation, biological process: cytoplasmic translational initiation; biosynthetic process. The transcript has 12 exons. Gene Ontology annotation, cellular component: guanyl-nucleotide exchange factor complex; eukaryotic translation initiation factor 2B complex.